Messenger RNA from Sugiyamaella lignohabitans, 1905 nucleotides. RefSeq names its product Kel3p (gene KEL3). Gene Ontology annotation, molecular function: protein binding. The transcript has a single exon. The record is from RefSeq and is a predicted model, not a curated record. Lineage: Eukaryota; Fungi; Ascomycota; Dipodascomycetes; Dipodascales; Trichomonascaceae. The coding region runs from base 1 to 1905 and encodes 634 amino acids.
AUGGGCAAGAAAGACAAAAAAAGUAAAGAGGCCAAAAAGGCCAGGUCUCUUGAAAAGCAGCAAAAGGCUCAAGCUAAAUCUGAGAAUAAAGAGAAAAAAAUGGCCAAAAAAGUCGGUGAAGAUGACGAUGACAUGGGGAUUGAUGAAAUAUUAGCUAGUUAUGCAAAGCAGCAGGAGGAGUUCGAAGCAGUUACGAUUUCAACUUGUAACCGGCCAUCUAAAAGAACCAACGCUGCAAUGGUUGCUAAUCCUGUACAUGGAAAGAAAGAGCUUUUUAUUUUUGGGGGUGAAUCAACCACAUCUGCUGGUUUAGCGGUUUUUUAUAAUGAUCUGUUCCAAUACUCAAUUGAAUCAGAUCAAUGGCGUAAAAUAUCAUCGCCCAACACACCUCUACCUAGAAGUGGCCACUCUAUGUGUGUGCAUCCUAGUGGAAUAAUUUUGCUAUUUGGUGGUGAGUUCUCAUCACCAAAGCAGUCGACUUUUUACCACUAUGGUGACACCUGGAUUCUCGAUGCGCACUCUAAGGAAUGGACUAAAGUAGAAAAUAAAAAGGGCCCAACAGCCAGAUCUGGUCAUCGAAUGACCUAUUGGAAAAAUUAUAUUCUUCUACAUGGUGGUUUCAGAGAUCUAAGUGCGUCUACGACUUAUCUAUCAGACUUGUGGGCUUUCGACGUUACCUCGUAUAAAUGGCAUCAAAUUGAAUGGCCAACCAGUCAUAUGGCACCUGAUGCUCGCAGUGGUCAUAGCAUGGUUCCUACUGGAGAGGGUGCAAUUAUCUGGGGAGGCUAUUCCAAGGUCAAGGCUGGCAAGGGUUUACAAAAGGGCAAAGUGCACACAGAUUCUUGGCUUUUAAAGAUGAAAUCUGAUUUAAAAGGAGUGAGAUGGGAACGUAGGAAGAAAUCUGGCUUUGCUCCAAGUCCAAGAGUUGGCUGUUCAAUGGUACACCACAAGGGCCGAGGUGUUCUUUUUGGAGGUGUGUAUGAUACUGAUGAGACAGAAGAAUCUUUGGACAGUAUUUUUUACAACACUUUAUUUGCAUACCAAAUAGAGAUGAACAGAUGGUUUGCUCUUUCAUUAAGGGCGCCCAAAAAGAAGAAGGUCCAGGUAUCGAGUUCAAAGCCUGAAGAUCGACAUGCGGAGCUGGAAGCCACUUUAUCUCAGUUGCUUAGUGAUAAACUGAAACCUGAAGAGGAUGAAGAAGUAGACGCGCUCUCGAAAACACCCAGCUCGGAAAGCAGUAAACAAAAUAGUGAUGACGAAGAUGCUCAUCCAGCAAAAGAAUAUCCUGUUGUUGCAUCUAUGCCGCAUCCCAGAUUUAACUCUACCACGGCUGUUGUUGAUGACACGCUAUUUAUUUUUGGUGGAGUGUACGAACAUGGAGAAAGAGAGUAUAAUUUAGAUAGUAUGUACUCUCUGGACCUUGGCAAACUAGACGGUUUGAAAGUCUACUGGGAAGAUUUGCGAGAGUUAGAAGAAGGAGGCUCGGAUGAGGAAGAUGAUGACGAUGAAGAUGACGAAGAGGGUGAUGAAGAUGAGGAUGACGAAGAAGAUGGUCAUGGUGAUGACGAUGAUGAACAAGAGGAAGAGGAGGAAGAAGAGGAGGAAGAGCCUGAGCCUGAAGGCAUUCCUGAUCCUAGACCAUGGCUACCUCACCCCAAGCCAUUUGAAUCUCUGCGAGAUUUUUAUAUUCGUACAUCUGCUCAAUUUAUUGAUUGGGCUUUGACUAAUAACAAAGACGCUAGAGGUAAGGAUCUUAAAAAGGUUGCAUUUGAUUUAGCUGAAGAUAGAUGGUGGGAAAGAAGAGAGGAGGUGCGUGUUGCAGAAGACAAGUAUGAAGAAAUGGGAGGUGUUGGCGAAGUUAUCGAGAGAGAUGCAUCUAGUAGAACUGGCAAGGGUAGAAGGUAG